AUUGGUAACACUAGUAACACACCGGUGACAUUAAAUGUCAUUUAAAUCCUUAUGGUUAAUAAUAUUCAAUAAUAAAAUUGUUGCUAUUUAUUGUGAAACAUUUUGGAUUCUAAACUAAAUACGAUCAUAGAAAACCAGCAAAAACAUGGGGGUUCCAAAGUUUUUUAGAUAUGUAAGCGAACGAUAUCCAUGUUUAAGUGAACUUAUAAAGGAUUAUCAGAUUCCUGAAUUUGAUAACUUAUAUUUGGAUAUGAACGGGAUAAUUCACAAUUGUUCACAUCCCAACGAUGAUGACCCACAUUUCCGAAUCACAGAAGAGAAAAUAUUCAAAGACAUCUUUCAUUAUAUUGAAGUUCUAUUCAGAAUGAUCAAGCCCCAAAAGCUUUUUUUCAUGGCUGUUGACGGGGUCGCUCCCAGGGCUAAAAUGAACCAGCAGAGAGGUAGGAGAUUCAGAUCUGCUGCCGAUGCAGCUAAAGCGGAAGCUGAAGCUUUGAAAAAGGGGGAACAGCUACCAAGUGAAGCACGAUUUGAUUCUAAUUGUAUAACCCCUGGGACGGUUUUUAUGGCUAGAUUACAUGAACAGCUUAAAUAUUUUGUGGUUGAUAAGAUUUCGAAUGACCCACUGUGGCAAAAGUGCAAAGUUAUUCUUUCAGGUCAUGAGACUCCUGGAGAAGGAGAACAUAAAAUAAUGGAUUAUAUUCGAUAUAUGAGGGUUCAAUCUGGUUAUGAUCCAAAUACAAGGCAUUGUCUUUAUGGUCUCGAUGCUGAUUUAAUGAUGUUGGGUCUGUGUACUCAUGAACCACAUUUUAGUUUACUUAGGGAAGAGGUGAAAUUUGGUAGAAAAGAUACAAAACGAAUUACUGUCCCAGAAGAGAUAACAUUCUUUUUAUUGCACUUGUCUCUUUUUCGGGAAUACUUAGAGCUAGAAUUCGCACCUGUAAAGUACAAUUUGCGAAAUUUUAAUUACGAUUUGGAAAAAAUAAUCGACGAUUGGGUUUUGAUGGGAUUUUUAAUGGGUAACGAUUUCAUUCCACACUUGCCUAAUUUACAUAUUUCCGAAGGGGCUUUGCCGAUUUUGUACAACACUUACAUGGAAGUGUUGCCUUCUAUGAAUGGCUACAUCAAUGAGGGGGGGAAACUGAAUAUGGAGAGAUUCGAAACGUUUUUGCAAAAGUUAGGAGAGCGAGAUAUGCUCGCUUUUGAGGAAGCAAGGGACGACAUAUUGUACAUGGAUUCGAAGAGAAGUAAACUGCAGAAGGAUGCGAGAUGCUUGGAAGAAUUCGAUAUAGUAGGAAAUAAUGUUAUGUUCGAAUCUCUAGAACCAACCAAAGAUAGUGGAUUAGAAGCGUUACUAAAAUCUACAGAUGAACUAUGUAUAGACGAUGAACUCGACGAAAGUAGUGAUGAAGAUGAAUUCUUAAAUUUCAAAAAAGACUAUUACAAACAAAAACUAGAGUACAAAGAUGUCACUUCAGACGUUUUGAGGGACCAAGCUGAAGGUUACGUGACAGCCAUCCAGUGGAAUUUGAAUUAUUAUUAUAACGGUUGCUGUUCGUGGUCGUGGUUCUAUCCCCACCAUUACGCGCCUUAUAUCUCAGACAUUCAAGGUUUUAAGGAUUUCAAGAUAGAGUUCGAUAUGGGAACACCAUUCCAUCCCUACGAACAACUUCUUGCCGUCCUACCGGCCGCCAGUAAGAAAUUAUUGCCGGAAUGCUAUCAUCCAUUAAUGACUGACGAAAAUUCAAUAAUAAUCGAUUAUUAUCCGGAAAAAUUCGAGUGCGAUCUCAACGGGAAAAAGCAAGCCUGGGAAGCAGUGGUCAAGAUACCGUUCAUCGACGAAAAACUGCUAUUGGAAGCGAUGAGUUACGUCAACGAUAAAUUGACUACUGAAGAAAGGCAGAGAAAUUCGCACGGUCCCAUGUUAGCGUACAUGUACACGGCUAGAAAUAACGGGCCUUACCCUGCACCGUGUUAUUUCUCGGAGGUGCCGAAAAAUCACACGGAAGUCAAGGCGAUGAUGUACACUGACAUUCUGGUGCCCAAAGAGAAGUUGAUAAAAGGUGCUUAUCCGGGAGCCCACAUGGACACUUACUAUCCCGGAUUUCCCACCAUGAAACACUUGAAGUACAAGGGCGAAUUGAAGAUGGCUCACGUGAAGGUGUUCGAGCAGCCCAGUAGGAACGAAAGUAUGAUUCUGAAAGUUAUUCCCGAAGAGAUAUUCUCCGGCGAUAAGAUACCCGUCGAUCUGUUGGGUACUUCGGUGUACAUCGGCUGGCCGCAUCUCGUCGAAGCCAGCGUGGUAUCGAUAUCGAAUUCGAGACGAAAAUUAGUAUGCAUGGGUGGACCGAAUCAAUACAACGCAAACGAUAUGAGAAAUGGUGAUUUGAAGGAGUUUAAUAUGAGCAUAAGUGGAAUUACUGAGUAUUAUAAAACACGAAUGGGCAUCGAUUUCGGCGAAACUAAAGUGUUGGUGCACGUCAAACAGUUGAUAGGAAAGAAAUUUGUGUGCAAUCAACAUGGUAAACUUGUAUUAGAAAAACAGUUUGCUGAGAACACUUCGUGUUUUCCGUUACAGACUAUAGUUUAUAAUAUUACGGUUCACGAUCCUCAAAGUAAUGUAGUAAAAGAGGUGGAAACUAUAUUUCCGAAAAAUAGCAUUUGUUUUACUCUAGCAAAUCCCUUCUAUGGAUCUCAAGGUGUGAUACAAGAUUCCUCUCAAGUGGCUAAAACUGGAAGAAUUAAAAUAACCAUAUCAGUAUUAGAAGAGCCAGAUUUUUCGACGGUCAGAAACAUGUUCGAUAACGUUUUUAAAAAGUACAAACCCGCUCACUCUAUUGCUACUCCUUUAUGUAUGUCGAAUUUAAUUUUUUCAAAAUUAACGGGCGCCAUCCAAGUCAAGGUAGGCGAAGGGAACGAAACCAAGAGAAUAAAUGUCGGCUUGGAUUUGAAACUGAACAAAAAGAACAAGGAAACGCCCGGUUAUACGAAGAAAGUAAAUAAUUGUUGGUUGUAUACGGAGAAAACUGCCGAACUCGUCGAACAGUAUACGGAGAAAUUUCCCGAGGUGUUAGAGUUUUUGAGUAAAAAUCGCGAAGAUGAUAUCGCCGUUGAUAAGUUGUUUCCCGUAGAUAGUGACGAAAGAUUUAAAGAAUUAAGACAGUGGUUGAAAACUCUGCCCACCGAGAAAAUAGAAAAAUCGCCGUGUAACAGUAUCCGUUUAGAAUCGGAAGCUGUAGCCGAAAUGGAAAAAAUCGUUGAUUCGUUUAAGAGCAACGACAAGAAGAUUACGAUGCAAAUCAAACCCAGCUUUCUAUACCGUCCCGAAGUUCAGAACGGCACCCUAGAACCCGAUCCCAAAACCAAAACACAAAUUCUAGAUAGAGUGGUGAACGUCCGACACGGUUUUACGGUACCGUUCGGGUUCAAGGGUACGGUGACCGCCAUCAGAAAUUCAAGCACAAACUUGGAAAGGGAUACCAUGUACGAAGUGGUGUUUGACAAACCGUUCAGAGAUGGCAUGACUUUGAAUUGUUCUGACAACAGGGGCUACAUGUUACCGAAGACCGCUUUUAUAAAUAUCUCGUACGGGAAGAGGUUGAUGGAGGAGAAAAUCGGAAAACCAGACGAACUAAUGGCAAAAGCGGAAUCCUACAACAACCAAUCCAACCCCUUCAACGAUCUAAUCCGACCGCAACCAUCUUUCCAACAACCGUGCUUCCCGCAGCAUGGUCCACCUUUACUCGUACCCCAAACCCACCCGACUUUGAACCCGUCCAAUUCGGCAUUCGCUCACUUCACCUCCAUGAACGCCCAAAGAGGUCAAACGUUCAACAUUGAACAAAAAUCGGUGCAGGAUUUCUUCAACAAUCUCGCCGCCAAUCCUGAAUCGAGUACUAUGGAGAAUAAGAACCCCAUCCAAAUAAAAACGAACGAUAACCAGAAUAAGAACGCAGGUUGGAAAAGAAUGGACGAAGGUUCCGUACAGCAGUUUUUCAACAAUCAGCUGUCUGGGAAUAGACCUGGAGGUAACGUUAAAGACGUGAACAACGCAAAUGUCGGUGCUAAAGUUCCGACUGUCGACAAGGACGACCAGGAGUCGUGGAAUCGUAAAAAUUUCUACGAAAAACCUCGGGAUGACGGGUCAGCUUCGGGGACGACGAAGAAGGUACCUGAGAAUUGGAGAAGCGGUAGCGGUGUGGAUCGAAAUCGACAACAGCAACAACAACAACAACAACAACAGGGUGAUAAUUUGCAGCAGAAUAGAAACAACGGCGUCAACUAUUUUAUGCCAACCUUCAGAGAUGGCGGUAAAAGCGAGACGACCGAUAGAAAAUCAAGGACUGCAACUGUAAAUACAGAUUUUCUAAAAAAUAUACUAGGCAUCGGACAAAGCGAAGGCAAAGAAAAAACUAUUCAAAAUAAACCGCCUUAUACAGCUAAAAAUCCUGUCGCUACAAUACCGACCCUCACAUCACAGGCCAACACGGUUAGAAAUUCUUCCAACGUUUCCUUCGAUAUGCUAGCGCAAGUCGCAAACACUCCCGCCACCGUCCGUUUGUUAACCUACUACCAAUCGAAUUUGCUAGGCCUGCCCAGGUACCAGUAUUUCACGGUCGAAAGAAACAUGGUGUGCGCGCAAAUCACUCUGAACGACGGCAAAAUAAUGAUUGGCCAGCCGGCUAAAAAUCGAGAAGAGGCCAGCGAAAAGGUGGCGGCCAUCGUGCUAGACGAACUACUCAAAAAAGGAAAGUCAGUAAACCAAAUCGUCCACAAACCGAAUGAAGUCAUUCCCACUCCGCCUGUCAAUUGGGUACAAUCGGAAAACAAGGAAAACAAAGAAAUCGCAAAGCAUGAAAAGAAACCCAGUGAAUCAACGACAGCGACAUCUGUGUUAAACAAUUCGUUCGUACCGCUACAAGCCGUCAAAAGCCACAUCAGCAAAUCUAGCGGUACUCAAGGUCAAGGUGUACAAAUCGAUAAUAACGCUAAGCAGAGUGUGAGUUCCGAUAAAAAAUACGAUGUUCAUGAUAAUGCCAAACAGAAUCAAGACCAAAAGAACGCGAACGGCGUAGUGCAAAGGCCGAAAAAAGAGCGAAAGACCAGGAUCGCCGCCAAUUUUCUAAACAAGAAGAACUGAUCGAACAUUUUAUAAAGAGAUUUAUUUUUACAAAAAAAGACAAACUGAUUAGAUAGUAUUUUUUGAUAUAUUAAUCAUUAUUACGGACUACUAGAAUAGCCUAUCAUUUGUUUCGACUAUUUUUUUUUCUUAUUCGUUUAUUAUUCAUAAGCGUGAUAUUUUUUAUCAUUGUUGUUCAGUCGUGUAGAGGAUGAGAAAACCAUGCACAAAAUACUUAUUUAGUCAAAUUUAUUUCGUCGUUAUAACUCCUUUAUUUUUAAGAAUAGAAAAAUUCUAUUUUUUGUUCUAAAUGAAUAUGUGUUUAUGUCGUGAUAUUUAAUUUUUUUUAUACACCUUUUAGUAAAUGUAGGACAACCAUGAACUUCUUUAACUCCUUCACUUCCUUUUCUAUUAUGUCGCCAUCUCAUGGCCCACAUCAAUUUUUUUUAAUACUUUUUUUUACUAUGUAAUUCCACUAAAUAUGUAAACCCAAUUUUACACAGAAUUACAAUGUUUUGGUUUAUUUUACAAUCACCAACAGUAGCUUCAUCUCCAACGGAACGUCUAUUAAAUCAGGUGAUCUGGCAGGCUGUUAAAACUUUACAAAUUCCUUUCACUGAGGUAGCUCAAUUUUUUUGUCAAUCCCUUCCUAAUGAAAGAGGGAAAGAAUGCCAUACUAACAGGAAGUGAACCGAGCAUUUAAGUUUUAGACGUGCCUCUUGCAUUAAAAUAAUCCUUUGUAAUAAUUAUAAUUGUAGAUUAGUAAAAAAUAAUAAUUUGUUUUUGUGCAUGGUUUCUUUGGAACCAAUUAUUUUUGUGCGUCUUUUUUAAAAUAUAGGAAUAAGAACGAGUAUAGUUUUCUUUUAGAAUGCUUGCAGAGAAACUGUGAAAUUUUAUAAAAAGAUGAGAUUAAGCUAGACUUUAUUGAUUUGGAUUAUAACCUGUCAGUUGUCUUAUUAAACUGUCAAUUGUCAGUUAUCUUAAUAAGUUGUCAUUGCAAGACAUCAAUCAACGUAAUUAAACUAGUAUUUUAAACUGUCAGUUGUCAUUUGAAACUUAAUUUUCAGUUUAAACUGUCAAUUGUCUGUUUAAGUUCUCAACCGUCAUUAUAAGUCUUCAAUCGACGUGAUUAAACCAGGCUUUAUUUAUUUGAGUUUUCAAGAGUCAAAUUUCAUUUUAAACCGUUAUUUUAAACUGUCAAUUAUUAGUUUAAAUUGACGACUGUCAUUGUAAGUCAUCAAUCGACGUGAUUAAACUUGGCUUUAUUCGAUUUAAUUUUUGAAAUGUCAAUGGUCAUUUUAAACUGUCAAUUGUUAAAAUUGUCAACAAUCGACGUAAUUAAACUAGGCUUUAUUGAUAUGGUUUUGUAACUAUCAGUUUUCAUUGUUAACUGUCAAUUGUCAGUUUUAAGUUGUCAACACUGUCAUUGUAAGUCAUCAAUCAACGUAAUUAAACUAGGCUAUUCAUUUGGUAUUUAAAAUGUAAAUUUUACACUCAAUUAUCAUUUUGAACUGACAUCUGUCUGUUCUCAACUGUCACUAGGCUUUGUUGAUUUGGUUCUUAAAAUGUCAAUUUUCAUUUUAAUCUGUAAAUUACCAGUUCAAGUUGUCAACUAUCAUUGUCAGACAUCAAUCGACGUAAUUAAACUAGGCUUUAUUGAUUUCGUUUUUAAAAUGUUAAUUUUCAAUGUAAACUAUCAAUUAUCAUUUUGAACUGUCAGUUGUCAAAUCUUAAAUGUCUAAAUGUCAUUGUAAGACCUCAAUCGGAGUGAUUAAACUACUCUUUGUUGGUUUGGUUUUUAAAAUAGCAAUUGUCAUUUUAUACCUCAGUUGUCAUUUUGUACUGUCACUUGUCAGUUUAAGUUUUAUCAACUGUCAUUAUAAGCCAUCAAUUGACGCGUUUAAACUGCCCUUUGAUUUGGAGUUAAAAUCCCAAUUUUCAUUUUACAAUAUCGAUUGUCAUUUUAAACAGUCAAUUGCCAUUUCCCAACUAUCAUUUUAAGGCAUCAAUGUACGCGAUUUAAAUGCCCUUUAUUGGAUUUGGUUUUUAAAAUGUAAAUUUUUAGUUUAAACUGUCGAUUGUCAUUUUAAACGUCAAUUCUCAUUUGUCAGUUCUCAACUGUUAUUGUAAGCCAUCAGUCGACGUGAUUAAACUAGAAUUUAAUGUGGUUUUUAAAAUGUCAGUUUUCAUUUUGAACUGUCAAUUGUCAGUUUAAGUUGCCAACUGUCAUUGUAAGCCAUCAAUCUAGGCUUUAUUGAUUCGGUUUGUGAUUUCGACAGUUUUGUUACUUUUUCUGAUCUAAAAAUCUAUAUGUAUUGAUUAUUUUUAAGG
This is a messenger RNA of Psylliodes chrysocephalus, 7447 nucleotides long. NCBI's taxonomy places the organism in Eukaryota, Metazoa, Arthropoda, Insecta, Coleoptera, Chrysomelidae. The record is from the annotation of a GenBank genome assembly.